Molecule: messenger RNA, 1851 nt
Organism: Caenorhabditis bovis
Lineage: Eukaryota; Metazoa; Nematoda; Chromadorea; Rhabditida; Rhabditidae
Source: the annotation of a GenBank genome assembly
AUGCCGACGACACACAAGAAACGGCUUCUGGCCUCGCGCAAAAGCGUAUCAGUUGAUUUACUUCCGCAACAUUAUGAAUAUGAGAAUGAGUAUGAGAAAUGGAAAAAGACACAGCCGGAAAUUAAGCUUGAGCUCUCAAUCGACGAAUUUGGAGUAAUCUAUUGGAUUUGGUCGUUUUCAGUGGUUCUCGGAUGCCUUUACAACAUCCUUAUUCUAUCAGUAUUAGCAUUUGAAGAUGUACGGGAUUCUUAUUUGGAUCAAUGGGUUCCUGUCAAUUUCUAUUUCGAUCUCGUCUUCCUUUUCGAUAUCGUCGUCCGCUCAAUGUUAAAUUUUUACGAUCAAGGGGUUUUGGUUACCGAAUAUGUGGAAACCAGCAAGAAGUAUUUUAAAAGUAUUUAUGCAAUUGUCGAUUUUCUCGCAAUCGUCCCAUUUGAUCUGCUAGUCAUUCGCAAGACAUCGUCAGCAUUCUGCAGAUUAAAUCGCUUGCUGAAAUUAUACAGAAUUCGAAAUUUUGUCGAACUCUCGUAUGGAAAAUUAUCGCAAGUUACAAUCUCAUUGACACAAAUUAUCGCCUUCUGCUUUCUGCUUUUCCAUUGCAACGCAUGCGUAUUUUAUAUCAUAUCGGUUAAUAGUGAUUUGGCAAAUUGGAAAGGCUUAAACGCAACAUUCGACGAUGAUGAAUUGCUCCCAUGGCCAUAUAUGGCUGAGAAAAUCACCGAUGCCUAUUUGAUUGGCUGCGACGGCCAAGACCAUUGCUACAACGAGGAUUUCUAUUUUGACGAGGAACGCGAGCAGCACCUCAUCGAGCUUUACCAUCAUUGGAUGAGUGAGAAUAGGACAAUGCGUAUCAAAUUUUCGAAAUUUACUAAAGAGUAUACGGUUUCGAUGUAUUGGUCAGCGAUGACGAUGACGACGUUAGGCGAGCAGCCAUCACCGGACACAUCGCUUCAAAAUCUUUUCGAGGUUCUCAACACGAUUGCCGGAUUGCUGCUGUUCGCCGUCAUCAUGGGAAGUGUUGGUGAUCUUGUGGCGAACGCGAACAAGGUGAAAACCUAUUGGCAGACGUUGAUGGAUGGUUUGAAGCAGUAUAUGACUUAUAGAAAUUUGAAUAUGGAGCUGCAGAAUAAAGUGCUCAAAUUCUGCGAGUAUGAAAUGGCCGAGGAGACGAUAUUAAAGGAGCAUGAGGUGCGCGAUGAGUUGCCAACAAAACUUUAUGGUCACGUGACGAAAUCGAUUAUCGGCAAUUCGUUGGUGAACUCGCCGAUUUUUCAAAUAUCGGAGCGAUGUUUCCUCAAUGAGAUCAGCGAGCUCCUCGAGCCGCAUUACUUCAGCCCCGGCGACGUUGUUGUCGAGAAGGGCCAACUUUGUACGUCGAUGUUCAUCAUUGUUAGCGGAAAAAUGAUCGAAGUGAAAGGCGAUGAGCGAAUUGAGCAUGUCGAAGGCGAGGUGCUCUGCGAUGCGAAUUUGUUCUGGUUUGAGAACCACAUUGACAAUAAUCGGCACCUUCAUAAUAUUAUAGCAACCGCAUUUUCGCAGGUCCAUAUUUUGAAUCGAGAUGAUUUUUUCAAGGUUUUAGAGGCCUAUGACGUCAGCUUGAAGCGGAGACUCUGCGAUGCUGCGUAUCGAAUUCAAAAAGGACGCGGCGAAUUGAAUAAUCGACCGAAGAAGAUGAUCGAGGCGGAAGAUAUUGAAUCGAACUUCAAACGCCUCGCCGCCAUCACGUUGGACAUCGAACGCAAUCUGACGGCGCUAGAGAAGCAAAUUCUGAUUUUUACCCAAUCUACGAAACGACGAGUUUACAUUGCUGAACGGAACAUGUGUAGCCUUCUACGAAAUAAAGAUUUAUUAUGA